Messenger RNA from Xenia sp. Carnegie-2017, 1709 nucleotides. RefSeq lists its product as uncharacterized. The record is from RefSeq and is a predicted model, not a curated record. Gene Ontology annotation, cellular component: plasma membrane. The transcript is spliced from 13 exons. NCBI's taxonomy places the organism in Eukaryota, Metazoa, Cnidaria, Anthozoa, Malacalcyonacea, Xeniidae. Bases 198 to 1514 code for a protein of 438 amino acids.
CAAAUGCAGCGCAUGUCUCCAAGGCAACAAGAACAAUAUAUCAAACUGCAACAGCAAUACGCGAAGCAACAAGAACAAUACGUGCAACGGCUGACGUCUUUUAAACAUCAGUUGGACGAGAGGCAAAGGAAUAAACAAUCUCGACCUGACCUAAAAAGAAUGAAGAUUACAAACCAGCAGCCAUAAGGCCUUAUCCCAUGAACAGAGAUGAGUUGGAUAAGUCGACAGGAAAGAAAAAGUCUGUUACAGCAUCUUUGUUGUUCAAGCAAAAUUGGUCGGACAACUUUAAAAAGAAGAAAUCGACGCAGUACAGAGUGUUCAAAACAGAGGCGACACAAGAGUUAAAGAGUGUGUUCAAAACAAUGAAGAAUUUCAAGGAUAUUUCUAUCGAUAAGAUCAGGGAAGACAGGGGAAAGGUUGACGUUACGUUCACUGUAAAAUAUACGAAGGAGACGAGUUCCCCACUUAAACCAUUAUACGACCGUAUUGUCGGGUAUUACCUUGGAAGUAUGCCCGUUUAUCGGGACACCUUGAUCAGAGGAGAUAAACGUCGACCAAUGACGGCACCUGUCCGACCAGCGACGAAAAUGGACAAAUCACAGUCGGAAAAUCCUGCAACUGAGUUUGCGGCGUUUGUCAACAAAGUGAUUAAUAAAGUGAAGAACAGAGCUGAAACUUUAAAUGAAAAUCAUGAAGCCUAUCAAGGUUGUUUUAAAGAUCAAAAGCCAAAUCGAGACAUGAAGAAGCAUUUCGCCAAGUUCGAAAUGACGCCCGAGUGGUGUGUACACACCUGCAAAGAAGACGGGUAUCGCUUUGCCGGGGUUCAAUACUCGUACCUCUGCUUCUGCGGAAACAAAUUUGGCAAAUAUGGCCGAGUAUCAGACACAGAAUGUAGAAGCCGUUGCUACGGUGACAAGAAUCGUUUCUGUGGAUCAUUCUGGCACAAUUCCAUUUACUCUGUUGAUGGUAAACAUCACGAUCCGGACGAAUUUGCUGCGUUGCCAGACGAUGACGAUGAAAGCGGUCAUGACGAAAACGACGAAAAGGAUGAAAACAAGACUGAAGAUGACAAGAACAAAGAUGACAAAAGCGAGGGAAAAUCCGAUAACGAUAAUGAAAAAGAACACGCUGACGUCGCCAAUCAUUUGAUGAAAGCAGCUUCGUCUGCACUGAAAGCUGCAAAGAAACUGCUGCCUUCAGGAAAAGAUAAGAGGAAGAUGUCUUCUAAAGAUGUUAACAAGUACAAAGUUGAAGCUCGAAAAGCUUUGAAAGCCGUUGAUAAAAUCGUCGACGAGAAGAUGAAAGUCGAAAAGAGAUCCGUUGAACGAACAGAAGGACGAAAUCUUCUCAUGGCUUACCUCGGUAAUGUUGGCGGUUACGACCGAGUGUAUCGGUCUGCGGAGGAUGAGAACAAGCCAGUCGAAAAGUUGAAAUUUGACUACAAGCGUGAGAUUGUCGACGAGGAAGGCGAUGGCGAGUUUAUAUCGAAAGCCAAAGGCAAGAAAACAGACUGAAAAGAAGCAGACGAUCUUUGGAAUCGGAGGAGUUUGAUGGGCGAAAGAAGAUGGCUUUGCGAGCAAUGAUUGACAGUAAUGAUAUAACCAAUCCGAAGACCGCUUUUGCGGAACCCUCACGUCGAGAGUUAUUAAACAAGGACUUGUCGGAUAAAGAGUUAAUACGCCUCAGCCGCAAUGCUGAAGACGAAGAAG